Messenger RNA from Durusdinium trenchii, 3354 nucleotides. The record is from the annotation of a GenBank genome assembly. Lineage: Eukaryota; Dinophyceae; Suessiales; Symbiodiniaceae.
AUGACAAUUGCACCGAGCUGUGGCUGCAAGAGAAGAACGGUAUUGUAUCAGAUAGACAGUGACAGUAGCAGCACUUUCUGCAGGCAUUGCUUCUUGGACUUGUUUGGUCGGCAUCCGUCUCCUUCUUUCCUCCUGCCUCCUCGAAAGCAUGAGCGAAUUGGCGGAAGCCGAUCACUGGAGAUCCCAGACGAUAGGCCGUGGCAGUUCCCGGACGGGUCGUUGUGCCCAAAGUUGUCGGCAGAGUGCCCGGCAUCCACCUCUGUGGAAACUCUAGUCGCACGCAUUGAAACAGAGAUCAGCUCACCUUUGUGUCAAGCUGAGCAGUUGGCCGACUUGAUCUGUUUAGCUGGAGAGUGUGUUGCAUGGUUACAUGCGGAGACCAUGGUGGUGUUGUCUGAGAGCUUGGUCUCAAAGACGCUGACGUUGCAAAGCGAAGCUCGCAAAGCAGAUGAGCCUCACAAGUCUGUCUUUGCAAAGAACCUCUUGCGCACAUUUCUUCGAAGCUUGGCCAAACAUGCACAACCUUGUCAUGGAUCUGACUAUGUUUCCUUGGCAGGUGAACUGCAAUUAGUUGGCUUAGCGCAUGGUGACUUUGCUUUGCGUAUCCGCGCUGAAGAAGCAGCAGAGGCUAUCCGAGUGGCCAAUGACUUGCACGUGGCAGCAGAUCUCUUCUGGGUGUACCUGACAGCCAAAGCUCCAGAAAAGCAAGUCCUUGAAUCCCUGGAAUCCAUAAAAAUCCCAGAGAAGGCUUCACAAGAUGCUAUGGCGGCAAUUUUGUGUGGUUUGGCGCAGCCUCAAGUUCUUGCUUUCGGUGCUGAUGGCCUUGGAAUUGCAGAACGUUUUGCCAAACACUUGAUCAAAGAAAAAGCGGCAAAUGGUUUGGAACUCCCAGCCCAGACUAUUCCACGACUCGCACUGGCUUUGUCAGACUUAAUACAGUCCGACUCCACACCGAACGCGGUCCUCACAGAGGCCCUUCAGGAGAUUGCAAGCGCUGGGUUGAGAUUGAAACAAAAUCUUGCAGAGGAAGAUCUUGCAGACCUCGCCGUCUCCUUGGCCUUGUCCGGGCAAGGUGGAAGACAUAGUUUGGUGGAAGAACUUGUGGAAGAAACUUUCCGUGAAGCUAGCCCAAAGCUCCAAUUUCUGCCAGGGGCAGCUGUGAAACUAAUCCAGUCAGUUGGUACUGUGCCUGCUGGCACUCAUGGCGUACUAGGCGAAUUUUACUUGUCUAGGGGUCAGUGGCGUGUUUGGUUGGACAAUGGGGCUAUGUUUUGUGUGGAUGUGAGAGAAGAAUCCCUGCAGCUUUUAGACAAUGGCCUUCGACCACACAGCUGCUGCUAUAAAUGCUGGAGUUUGUCAAGGCUGUGGAAUUCUGAAUCUGGUUUAUGCGAAAAUUGCGCACCUCCUGGCAGCGUCAUGACCUCCAUUGGCUUGGCGCCAAUACCAGGGCUUCAUGAUCUCUCUGAAGGCAGCUUUUCUGCCCGAAGUGCUGCCCGCUUGGCUUCAGCCUUGGUGUUGAGUUCAGAGGGGGUGUCUUUGGCAACUUCGCGCACACGGAAGCUUCUUGGGAAACUGCGUCGAGCAGCAACAGAUCUCCGCAAGCGAACGACCGACGUUCUGCCCUUCAUGGGCCCGAUGGCACUUUCAAUGCCCAACAAUGCUCCGCAGAUUCCUGUUUUCGUUGUGAAUCUGGACCGGAGUCCACAUAGGCUAAAGGAUAUGCGCCACGAAGUUCAGCGGUGUGGUCUGCGUGCACGACGCAUGGCGGCCACCGACGGUCGUCAUCGGGUCGUGCGCCGGAGUCGCGCUCGUCCGUACCUUCGAGACCUGACGAGCUUUGCGCUACGCUGGGAUGAAGCCAGGCCCGCUAUUGGAGUGGCAAUGACUGCAGCGGAGGAGCGCCACUUUGUUGGUUAUGUGGGCUCAUGGUUGUCACACACUCGUGCAGUUCGUCAAGGUCUUGAGGAAGGCUCUCCAUUUGUGGUAGUCCUGGAAGAUGACCAAGUGCUGAAUCCAGACAUGAACUCGGUGAUGGAGGACAUCAUUUCCUGUGCUGGCGAUAUAUUGGACAUUGUCAUUUUGGGCCCGUUGGACUGGAGAUUGCGAAGUUUGCAGUAUGCCCAGCCAAGGAAGAUCAUGCAAUUGAGGCAUCCACUCGACAAAUGUACGACCUCUGCUGAAGAGGAGUACAUUGCUAAAGCGUAUGGUUACAGGCCCAAGUUGCAGCAGGAAAGUUCUUACUUUUUGUACUCCAUCGGUUCUCGAGCUAUGACAGGGGAAGAUGUCCUUUCCACGGGUUGCUGCGGCGUUUGGGGCUACAUGGUGAGUCGGAAAGGCGCGCAGAAGAUGGAGGCCUCAAUGAAGUUCAUGUGGGAGUCCUUCGAUGAUGUGCUACAAGCCGAGUUGCAAGGAGACAACCGCUUUACAAGUUUCCUUGGUCGUCACCGGCUUUGGGCCGUUUGGCCCCCGCUGGUCACGUCUGACGGAAAGUGGCCGUCACAGAAUUCUGGAGAGGAUCUUGAUUUCGGAAAGCAGCACCUCCCAGUCAGCCCUCAUGCUGGAUUCCGCGACCACACCUUGCAGACAGAAGUGGCACAGCUGAUCCUGUGUUCAGACAAUCUGAUCAUGGCCCGCCGUGACAGGCUUCGUCACAUCGCAGCUGCUACUGCCUUGGUUUGGCCUCCAGUGGAGCCCAUUUGGGCCUAUGUGGUCAAUGGCUGGCGAAGGCUUUUCACUCAGCGUGCGGGCGCGGGAGGUGGCUUUGAGCUCCGCACAGAGGCUCAGCACAAGAUGUACAAGGAACGGCGUUUCUUUGACAUUGCCACUGAAGGCUUGACGUGGAGCUGGACUGUGCUGCGCGCUGCAUUCCUGUUUGAUUUGGCACAGCCUUCACCUACAGUUCUGGCCACAAUGCCACCGGAAGGACCGCCUCAACAACUUCCACCUUUGGCUUUGCGAAUUCUUUGGGCUCCAAUGAAGGAUCUUUUGUGGUGUCCAUCAGCUUGGUUUCGAGAUUUGAUGUGCGCCUCACCCGGAUCACACAUCACUUUCCACGGCCGGACGAUGUCUGAUUCUGUGCCUUCUUGGCGCGCAACAGAAUUAAGGCAACAGCUACCGCAGUGUGGGUUCUUCGACAUUUCGGUCGAACUGGAGCCAAAUGGAAGCGCAGGAGGUGGGGCUCCUUUGGUCUUGGUAGCGGGUUUGGAUGCCCACGAUGCCCAGCUGACGCAACUCUUGUCGUUGCUGGAGCUGGAGCUUGCGCAGCAACAUCCAGUGCUGGUGACGGCGAAGCAACUUCAGCCGUUGCUGCGUCUUUGGACCAUGCUCCUUGGAAACAUUGAUGCGCCUACUUGA